This is a messenger RNA of Paramisgurnus dabryanus, 722 nucleotides long. Lineage: Eukaryota; Metazoa; Chordata; Actinopteri; Cypriniformes; Cobitidae. The record is from RefSeq and is a predicted model, not a curated record.
UAUAAAGGUUCUGUCAGGAGAAAAUGUUGCUAUGUGGUGUGAACACAACAUCCAUACUACUGGAGACUUGUGCUGGUUCAAGCAAGCAGCUUAUGUUGUACCAAUAAAAAUUGUGUGCAUGAAGUACACUCAUAGUUUUCAAAGUGCUAAGGCAAAAUAUUUCUUCAAUAUUACAAUGAAUCAAAUGUUCAUGCAUCUGCACCGUAAAUCCACCUCUUUAACAAUACUGCAUGUGAGAGUUUCUGAUUCUGGCUUCUACUUUUGUGGAGCUGCUAAAUCCCAGAUAACAUUUGGCAAUGGAAGCAGACUUGAUGUGCAAGAUAAGAAUGAUAUGCCAAGAAAAAAUGACACAGAAACAAUGGUAUUGAAAGAUGAUCAUGAUAAAUCCUCUGUGUCUGCUGAUGAUUGUUCUGGAAACAUCUUUUUAACCCUGACCUUUAUACUUGGUGGAUUUAUUUUUUUUACUUUCAAUAUUCUGCUCAUCUCGAUCAUUAUCAGAAAACACAGAAGACUGAAACAUAGAAAAGCUAAAGCGACUGAACGGCAAGAACAACAGCAAGAUCACAAGUUGCAGGAGUCUGAAUCAGUGGAAUAUUCCGCUGUGCUCUUCUCAAAAAAGAAACCUAACAGAAGAGAAAGACAAACUGAUACAAUAGAUAUAUAUCAGAUGUAUUGAGGUCACAUGAUACAUAACUCACUUAUUCAAACUUUUGUUCAUAAAA